AUGGGCCGCAGGAGAUUGGCUGGGGCUAAUCGGCGGGGUACAGCCAGCGCUCCGAGGUGGGUGGCGCCAGGGUUACUCAAUCGGCCCGCCCGGGAGCCGAACCUGCAGCAGACACACACACACUUCGCUCCUGCGCUGCGCUCCGCGCGCCCCGAAGUCACCGCGCCCGAAGCAAAGCGGACCACCAGGGAACCGGGACCCGCCAGGCGACGGCUCGGGCGGCAGGGGCCUGGAGGAGCGGCCCGAGCCCUGGCCCGAGAGGCCGCAAAGAGAGAGAGAGAGAUGCAGGGCGCACGGACGACGCUGCUGCUACUGGGGCUGGGGCUGGGGCUGCUGGUGGUGCCGGGCGCUCCGGCUGCCCGAGCCGAGGAGUAUGACUACUACGGCUGGCAAGCGGAGCCCCUGCCCGGCGGGGGCGGCGGGCGCUUCUACUCCAAGCCCCCGCAGUGCCUGGACAUCCCGGCUGACCUGGCGCUCUGCCACACGGUGGGCUACAAGCGCAUGCGGCUGCCCAACCUGCUGGAGCACGAGAGCCUGGCCGAGGUGAAACAGCAGGCGAGCAGCUGGGUGCCGCUGCUGGCCAAGCGCUGCCACUCGGACACGCAGGUCUUCCUGUGCUCGCUCUUCGCCCCUGUCUGCCUGGACCGGCCCAUCUACCCAUGCCGCUCGCUCUGCGAGGCGGUGCGCGACGGCUGCUCGCCGCUCAUGGGCUCCUACGGCUUCCCCUGGCCCGAGAUGCUGCACUGCCACAAGUUUCCUCUGGACAACGACCUGUGCAUCACCGUGCAGUUCGGCCACGUGCAGGCCACAGCGCCGCCAGUGUCCAAGAUCUGUGCCCAAUGCGAAAUGGAGCAUAGCGCGGAUGGCCUCAUGGAACAGAUGUGCUCCAGUGACUUUGUGGUCAAAAUGAGGAUCAAAGAAAUCAAAAGUGAAAAUGGCGACCGGAAGCUCAUUGGGGCCCAGAAGAAGAAGAAGUUACUCAAGACCGGACCCUUAAAACGCAAGGACACCAAGAAGUUGGUGCUGUACAUGAAGAAUGGGGCCAGCUGUCCCUGCCCCCAGCUGGACAGCCUGACAGGGAACUUCCUUAUCAUGGGGCGAAAGGUGGAGGGGCAACUUCUGCUCACGGCUGUCUACCGCUGGGAAAAAAAGAACAAGGAAAUGAAGUUUGCAGUCAAGUUCAUGUUCUCCUACCCUUGCUCCCUCUAUUAUCCCUUCUUCUAUGGGGCUGCCGAGCAACACUGAAGGGCAGCCCUUCCUUCUCCCCCACCUAGCCCCACCUGGUCUCAGCUGGUGCUUUCUCCUCCCAGCCCUGUGGACUAGCUGUCAAUUCCAUCACCCCCCACCCUGGGCUUGCUCUGACUCACCAUGCCUGAUGGAGCCAUUGAGUGGGAAGGAAGACAGUUUCCAUGUGGGAGACAAUGACAAGCAAAUUGAGGCCCAUCUGGCAAGAUACUGCCAUGGGCCAAUAGGUGAUAUUCUGGCCUUUAGGAGAAGGAAUGGAGUCAGGGGGUUACUCUCAUUGGCCAAGAUAUACUAUGGUGCCCCUGGUUGGUACCAAAGGAGUUGGUCUCUAUUCUGCUACCUUUGUCUUCUCAUGUUGAAAGAGACCUCUGGGUCUCAGCAAG
Messenger RNA from Trichosurus vulpecula (common brushtail), 1628 nucleotides. It is a transcript of the gene SFRP5, whose product is annotated as secreted frizzled related protein 5. Bases 1 to 1245 code for a protein of 414 amino acids. Gene Ontology annotation, molecular function: Wnt-protein binding. NCBI's taxonomy places the organism in Eukaryota, Metazoa, Chordata, Mammalia, Diprotodontia, Phalangeridae. Gene Ontology annotation, biological process: canonical Wnt signaling pathway; negative regulation of canonical Wnt signaling pathway; non-canonical Wnt signaling pathway. The record is from RefSeq and is a predicted model, not a curated record. The transcript has 3 exons.